Molecule: messenger RNA, 1522 nt
Organism: Ceratitis capitata (Mediterranean fruit fly)
Lineage: Eukaryota; Metazoa; Arthropoda; Insecta; Diptera; Tephritidae
Gene: VhaAC39-1
Product: V-type proton ATPase subunit d 1
Exons: 3
Coding region: 224-1273 (349 amino acids)
Biological process (GO): proton transmembrane transport; vacuolar acidification; vacuolar transport
Cellular component (GO): lysosomal membrane; early endosome; vacuolar proton-transporting V-type ATPase complex
Molecular function (GO): proton-transporting ATPase activity, rotational mechanism
Source: RefSeq, a predicted model, not a curated record
UAUGACAUUUUGUCAGAGUGGUGGUGAUCGAUAAAGCGAAUACUGGAAAAUAUACAGAAAAAGUAAUUUUCUAUAGGAAAAACUCUGCCAUUUGGGAGUAUUUUUGCGUGCCACACACAGCAACCUCAGGUGUCAUAAACUAUAUUCAAACUACUUGCUUGCAAUUCGCAUUUUAACUGCAAUAUCCACUUUUCCAAACUACAUCGAAACAAAGGAAUCAAAAAUGAGUGAAGGUUGCUAUUUCAAUAUUGAUGGUGGCUACUUGGAAGGUUUGUGCCGCGGUUUUAAGUGUGGCAUUCUUAAGCAAUCCGACUACCUUAAUCUGGUUCAGUGUGAAACUUUAGAAGAUUUAAAAUUGCACUUGCAAAGUACUGACUAUGGCAGUUUCUUGGCCAAUGAACCAUCGCCACUCUCUGUGUCUGUCAUUGAUGACAAGUUACGCGAGAAACUUGUUAUCGAAUUCCAACAUCUCCGCAAUCAUGCCGUUGAGCCACUGGCCAGCUUCUUGGAUUUCAUUACAUACGGUUACAUGAUUGAUAACAUCAUUUUGCUUAUCACUGGCACUCUACAUCAACGUCCAAUUUCCGAAUUGAUUCCCAAGUGUCAUCCAUUGGGCAGUUUCGAACAGAUGGAAGCGAUUCAUGUUGCUGCCACACCAGCUGAAUUGUACAACGCUGUGUUAGUUGAUACACCAUUGGCACCAUUCUUUGUUGAUUGCAUUUCCGAGCAGGAUUUGGAUGAAAUGAACAUUGAAAUCAUUCGUAAUACUUUGUACAAAGCUUACUUGGAAGCUUUCUAUGAAUUCUGCAAGAAACUGGGUGGCUCCACUGCUGAUGUUAUGUGCGAAAUUUUGGCUUUCGAAGCUGAUCGCCGCGCUAUUAUCAUCACUAUCAACUCGUUCGGCACUGAAUUGUCCAAGGACGAUCGUGCUAAAUUGUAUCCCUGUUGUGGCAACAUGCACCCAGACGGUUUGGCUGCUUUGGCACGCGCCGAUGAUUACGAGCAGGUUAAGACAGUAGCCGAGUAUUAUGCAGAAUAUGCUGCUCUCUUCGAUGGUUCCGGCACCAAUCCUGGCGAUAAAACCCUUGAGGAUAAAUUCUUCGAGCAUGAAGUUAAGCUCAACGUCUACGCUUUCAUGCAGCAAUUCCAUUUUGGUGUAUUCUAUGCGUACUUGAAGUUGAAGGAGCAAGAGUGCCGCAAUAUUGUGUGGAUAUCUGAGUGUGUGGCACAAAAGCAUCGCGCGAAAAUUGACAACUACAUACCCAUUUUCUAAAUGUUGUUGAACAUUCUUGUUGUUCUUUUGGGUUGUUGUUCUCUCGUGCGAGUUUUACAUUGUGUUCGAUUAAAAUAAAAAAAUAUAUGGAUAUUUCUUUUGUUUGAAAGAAAGAAAGUUUGCUAAAACAAGCCCGAGUAAAUGAAUUGUUAACAGUAUCGUUUUUCCGUGUAUAUUGUAAAUAUUUUGCUUGUAUUGUAAUAAGCAAAUUAUGCAUUAAAGGCAAUAUUUUCUUAAAUUCUCCUUUCA